AUGUCCUACAUGGUCUCGGAAUAUAUCAUCAGGCCUGCCCUACAACAAGUCCGCCGAUUUUCUCGCUCCAGCGUCAGAAGCGAGACCGACAGACCAGAUUCUCCUUGUCGAUCCAAAGACUGCCUCCCUAUCAAUCGCGACGAUGCAAUCUCCGAGACUGGAGAGGGUUCCUUUCCCAAGGACAGGGACGAGAAUACAUCCCCGCCCACCGCAUCCCCAAGUUCGCUAAUACCUCAUCUGGGCUGUGAGGAUGUCGAGCCAGAACUACAACGGGAUCGAUCCAUCUUUUCCCACAAUCCACCAACGACGGUAGCACCAAAUGCAAUCUCCACGACAUCCGAAAGCGGCGUCGCGAGCGCAGCUGGAGGCCAAACUGUCACCAGAGAACGAGAUACAUCAGAUGUGUCAAUGACCUCGGCCCCCGCCGCCGAAAGUGAUCGCACAGACGCUCAAGCGUCGAGCGCGAGAGAUGCUGCUCCUCCGGUUGCUGAGCGGCCAGACCCUCUGCCAGAAGACGAUGGAAUGGGUGCUCUAAGGAAGCGGAUUCUAGAAGUUCAGGCUAUGCAGUUACCCCCUACCGACCAAGCUCGCUUGAUGCAUUUGAUAUUGAUGGAGAACUAUAACAAAAAGUCGCGCGCCGUACCCGAGGAAGACCGACCUAUUUCGCCCUCCAGCUCAGUCGGAUGGGAGCAGAAACCAACGCAGGGUGUGCUUGACUCAUUCAUUUGGAACCAUUUACUUGGCGAGGAAGCACCUGCUGAGAAGUUCCGUCUCACAGAAGACGACAUAAGACCGACUUUUGCUCCUCUGAAACCUGGAGAGGAGGAGUCCGAGUACCGUGCCUUGGGUUGCGAGCAUUACAAGAGAAAUGUCAAAUCGGAAUGCUCCAUCUGUGGGCGCUGGUACACUUGCAGAUUCUGUCACGACAAGAUCGAAAGCCACGCCAUGAUUGCAAAAGACACUAGAAAUAUGCUUUGUAUGUAUUGUGGCGUUGCGCAGAAGGCGGGUGAAGCUUGCGUGAGCUGUGGGGAGACCGCUGCCAUGUAUUACUGCUUGAUCUGCAAGUUGUGGAAUAACGACCCAGACAGGAGCAUCUACCAUUGCCCUGAUUGUGGCAUUUGUCGGGUGGGAAGAGGGCUUGGAAAGGACUUUUUCCACUGCAAGACAUGCAAUGCCUGCCUCAACAUCAACUUUGAAAAUAGGCACAAGUGUAUCGAACGCCUUCUGGACUGUGACUGUCCUAUAUGCGGCGAAUACAUGUUCAAUACGACCCGCGGCAUAUGUCACAUGAAGUGUGGACACACGUUGCAUAAGGAUUGCUGGGAUGAGCACAUCAAACACGCCUACAAAUGCCCGAUAUGCAGCAAGAGCAUAGUCAACAUGGAAACACAGUUCAGGAGACUCGACAUUGCAAUUGAGACACAACCGAUGCCGGAAAAGUUUCAAGACACCCGUGCUAUUGUCUCGUGCAACGACUGCUCUGCAAAGACUACAGUCAAGUAUCACUGGCUUGGUUUGAAGUGUGCUGUCUGUCAGUCCUACAAUACUUCACAACUACAAAUACUAGGCGAAGACGAUUCGCGCGGGACCGCUUCUGCUGCGGUACCCGAUGUGCAGGCGACUGAACCACUACUAGUCAGCAGCAGUACAGAGCUGCUACAGUCCUCGACAGCUUCUGUUGCUCGAGAUAUUCCCCGGAGAAGGCGGCAUUCUUCCAAUCUCAUGCAGUUAAGCACAGACAAUCUGAAUCUCAGGCCCCCAGAGAUCGGAUCUUACACUGUGCAAGAGAGGUUUGCCAGAUCAGUUUCCCCAACAGCGAUCAAUCAUCCUGGCGGCGAUAUGGAUGAUUCAGACGAGGAGGAUAAAGAAGACAUGAUUGGCCUAUGGAGACGGGUCCCGCGGAGCAUUACAUCCAACGACGACGACCAAGAUGAGGAGGAAUACGACUCGGACGAUGAUUCCGUCUCUUCUACGGCAGACGAUAUGGAUGAAGACGACGCCGAGGAUGAGGAGGACGAGAUCAAUCUUUUCGGCCAUCGAUAG
Molecule: messenger RNA, 2043 nt
Organism: Pestalotiopsis fici W106-1
Lineage: Eukaryota; Fungi; Ascomycota; Sordariomycetes; Amphisphaeriales; Sporocadaceae
Exons: 2
Coding region: 1-2043 (680 amino acids)
Biological process (GO): ubiquitin-dependent protein catabolic process; protein ubiquitination
Cellular component (GO): nucleus
Molecular function (GO): ubiquitin protein ligase activity; zinc ion binding
Source: RefSeq, a predicted model, not a curated record